This is a messenger RNA of Leptinotarsa decemlineata (Colorado potato beetle), 2547 nucleotides long. Its product is annotated as mini-chromosome maintenance complex-binding protein. The record is from RefSeq and is a predicted model, not a curated record. Gene Ontology annotation, molecular function: chromatin binding. NCBI's taxonomy places the organism in Eukaryota, Metazoa, Arthropoda, Insecta, Coleoptera, Chrysomelidae. Gene Ontology annotation, biological process: DNA-templated DNA replication.
UUUAAAAUGGAAGUUUCGGACUGGACAACGUAAAAUUUGUAGAUAAUACAUGUGUAAAGAUUGCGCUGAAGGAACAAACAGUUUGGAAAAACUAGAUAGUGUCGUAUUCUACGUUUUCAGAAAAACCUUGAAAAAUAAAUCAAUUCACGAUCUAUCUUGAAUCAAGAACAACCUUCAGAAUGUUGAAAUAGAAAUUCUGAUCGUGUAGUUUUACAAUCACAUUAAUUAUUACAUUACUAUUAUAUCAAAACUAUUUGAAGUCGAUGUACACACCACUGACGGUGUCUGUCGCAGUAGCAGACGAAACGUUUGGUACUUUAGGUUCCAUUCGACCACUGUCUACCAGUCUGGAUUUUGUUCCCUUUAAUCUCUAAUUAGCGGAUAGUACCGACUGCUGAGGCCAUAAACUAAAAAGUAGUUGUAACUCAGAAGAAAAAUAAGGUUAGUGACAAUAAAAUUUAAUUGGUUUGUACCGCCAAAAGAUUGAAAAAUAGUUUUUAUUCAAACUUAUCAAAAUAGAUAGACUUUAAGAAUGGACUUUUCCAAAAUUACUCCAAUAGAGUGGGUUGAAAAUGAAGAACGUUAUCUGCAUCUUCUGGAGGAUCAAACUUAUCGUAACAGAUUACCUUUGAUGAAUGUGAACGAGUGGGAUCAUAUAGAUAAUUCUACGCUAGUCAGGUUCAGAGGUAUGAUUCAAGACAUGCAUAGUCCAGAAUACUACCUCGAAAAAGUGGAAGUUGUGAAUGAAAGCACCAAUGAGAGAACUCUCAGAACAAGUCGAUACUGCGAUGUAGUUGCUGGUGAAAAAGAGUACUUAAAUUUUAACAGCGAUAACAAUUCAACCGCUGAGCGGCAGACUUAUGUUGUCAUCUCAGUGCCAGGGAUUAAUGAAUGGGCCUUCAUCGAAGAUGAGAAGCAUUUCAAAGUAAAUCUAGGCCACCUAUCAUCGGGAAAUAUAUCAAAAAAGCGAAAUCACCAGGAUUCCAUGGAUGAAGAAGAUGCCAAAGACUCUGUAAAUUCAACUCAUGUAGUGAAUCACAAAAAAGUUUGCAAUGAAAACUCAGCUAGAAGGAAUGAACCAGUGAGAGCAGCUAAAGGUGUUUCGUCAACUUUUCCCCUACCAGACGAAUCUUUUAAGAUUUGCCAUUUGAAAGUAUACAACAAGCAAGAAGAGUUGAAGUUGAAUAACGUAUAUGAAUUCAUAGGAUUUCUCAGUGUAGAUGCAUUAACAGAUCCCAUUCCAGAAAAAGAUGACAAUUCUAUGGAAUUCGAAACUUUGCACCCUCCAAGUUCUUUAGUGCCAAGGAUACAUUGUGUCAGUUUCAGAAAGUUGAAACAUCAUAAUCCCCUGCUAACAUAUGAAAGUUCGAUGGAGGAUGGAGGUAAGCUUGAUGCUAUUCGAAAGGAACUCAUGUUGUUACUGAAGCCCUUACUGUUAGGCGAUGAGCUUGCCGCUGAGUACUUGCUUUUGCAUCUGAUAUCUGAAAUCUAUCUACGAAGGAACUUUAUGCCUCUUGGAAAAUUUUCUUUGAAUUUUUCUAACAUUCCAAAACUUGAUUGCUUGGAUUAUGUUGAAGAGUUUUACAAGAUCAUCUCAAAUAUAGUUCAUAAGAGUUACUAUUUGCCCAUGACUCUCGAGAAUUUAAAUAAUCUCUCGUUUGUUCCAAAAAAAGAUUAUGAGAGUAAUUGUUUGAUAUCUGGGGUACUCCAGUUGAGUGACAAUACUCAUGUAGUUUUGGAUGAAACUAAGCUGAGUUCCGGAAAACUUGAUGCAGCAGGGGUGAAUAACGUUAAAGCUAUAUCUUCAGCAAUCAAGAAUCAAAAGGUGGCUUACGAUUUCAAUUACUAUUCUAUUGAAUAUGAGUGUGAUAUACCAUUUCUCAUACUUUCUGAAGGAAAGUCAAUGCUAUACUCCGAUGUUCAUAUUCCAAUCAGACCUGAUUCAACGUGCAUCAAUACAUUUAGGGAGAUUCUCCAAGCAGCUGAUCAUUUUUUAAAACCGAGUCUUUUGGAAGACAUUAGAAAGUAUUUAACUUCAGUAAGACUUACUCAAUAUGAGAUUUCUGAAAACGUAGAAGGGUUAGUGCAAAAUGAGUUUGUUAAAAUGAGACAACAAGGAGCAGUUUCCCCAGACGAUUUACACGAGUUGCUUGUUACCGCAAGGUUGCUGUCAAUAUCACAAGGGAAAACAAGUUUAGAUGAAAACUGUUGGAGGAAAGCUUGCAAUCUUCAACAAGAACGGAAAAGCAGACUAAUAAAAUGAUUAUUCAUCUUUUCUAAUUUUAUGCUACUUUCUCAUCACUGUAUUUUCAUUUAUUCAUUGUUAAUAUUGGAUUGUACUGGACCAUGUAUUUGUGGUUUACCUUCUACAAAUCAGGUAAACAAUGUAAAUUAAUCUGUUAUUUGUGAUAAAUUCUGGUUUGUUAAUAGGUUCGGAAUAAUCACACCAUAUAUGAAUUCAUGAAAAUUACUAGAUUUCAGUUUGUUACAUUCGUCAUUCAUCUCCAAACAGAAAUUCAUCUUCAGAAACAAAUAGUAGCUAAUGUA